GCAAGGCUCCGCCCUCUCUGUCCCUCGCGCUGCUGCUGCUUCUUGGCUGUUACCAGGCAGACAGCCUUUCCAACAUGGCAGCGUCAGGCAACGCAGAACAUACGCAGAUGCAGGAUAUGGAGGAGGAAGACGCGGGAAUCGAGGAGAGAGAGAUGGAGUCGGACGAAGAGGAUGAGGAGGGCAUGGGAGAGGAGAACACAGACGACGAGGAGGACGAUUCGUCGGAGGACGAGAGAGAAAAUGAAGCCGAAAUCCAGCGUUUGGAAGAGCAGCUGUCGAUCAAUGCUUUCGACUACAACUGCCACGUUGACCUCAUCAAACUCCUGAAGCAGGAGGGAGAACUUUGCCGUUUGCGGAAGGCACGGCAGAAGAUGAGCGAGCUUUUCCCUCUCACUGAAGAGAUCUGGCUGGAUUGGCUCAAGGAUGAGAUCCGUCUGACUGAGGAGGAAUCAAACCGGGAGAAAGUUUACGAACUUUUUGAGAGAGCUGUAAAAGACUACAUCUGUCCAGAGAUCUGGCUUGAAUAUGCUCAGUAUUCAAUUGGUGGCAUGGGCUCACCAGGUGGGAUAGACAAGGUGAGAGCCAUCUUUGAGAGAGGUGUGACAGCUGUCGGGCUUCACAUGACCAAGGGACAGACAGUGUGGGAGGCCUACAGAGAGUUUGAGAACGCCAUUCUGUCCACAGUCCAGCCUCCACCUGGCAAGGUUCCCAGCCGUGAGGAGAAGGAGCUGCUCAACACUCAGCUCGAGCGAAUUCAUACACUGUUUCGCCGCCAGCUGGCUGUUCCCCUGAUGGACAUGGAAGCCACCUAUUCAGAGUAUGAAGAGUGGUCUGACAAGGGCGUUGCUGAGACUGUAGUACAUCAGUACAAAAAGGCUGUGAAGCAGAUGGAGAAGAACAAACCUUUUGAGGAGUCCCUGCUUGCGGCAGAACCUCCAAAAAUGGCAGAGUAUCAGUCUUACCUCGACUUUGAACUAAAGGAGGGCGACCCGGCGCGGAUCCAGCUUGUUUUUGAGCGUGCUCUGGCAGAGAACUGCCUGGUCCCAGACCUUUGGGCAAAAUUUACCACCUAUCUUGAUCGUCAGCUGAAGAUCAAAGACUUUGUUCUUCCUACACACGAACGUGCCGUGAGAAACUGCCCCUGGACCAUGGGUCUGUGGAAGAGCUACCUGCUGGCUCUGGAGAGGCAUGGAGCUGAACAUCCUGUUGUCUCAGAUGUUUUUGAGAAGGCACUGAAUGCUGGUUUCAUUCAAGCAACAGACUACGUGGAAAUAUGGCAGGCAUAUCUUGACUACCUGAGGAGACGUGUGGAUUUCAGCAAAGAAUCAAGUAAAGAGUUGGAGGAGUUACGAGGAGCCUUUUCUCGCUCUCUUGACUACUUAAAACAAGAUGUGGAAGAAAGAUUUGGUGAAAGUGGAGAUUCCUCUUGUCUCAUAAUGCAGAUCUGGGCAAGAAUAGAGGCUCUUCACUGCAAAAACAUGCAAAAAGCCAGAGAACUGUGGGACAGUAUUAUGACGAAAGGCAACGCCAAAUAUGCCAACAUGUGGCUGGAGUACUAUAACCUGGAAAGGUCUUAUGGAGACCCUCUUCACUGUCGGAAAGCUCUUCACAGAGCAGUUCAGUGCACCUCAGACUAUCCAGAGCAUGUGUGUGAAGUCCUGCUAACCUUUGAGAGGGUGGAAGGCUCUCUGGAGGACUGGGACGUGGCAGUGCAGAAGACAGAGAGUCGUCUUAACAGGGUUAAUGAGCAACGUGCAAAGGUGGCCGAGAAAGAAGCCAACAUGGCUCGUCAAGACGACGAUAGAACUGACCAGCGGCGGAAAGCCAAAUUCGACAAGAAGGCUCAGAAGAAGGUCCAAAAGAAAAGUCGAUUUGGAGAGAAGAGGAAAGCAGAGCAAGAUGAUUAUCAGGAUGAAUGGAAUGAUGAUUCAGAACAAGCCCCCAAAAGACACAGAGGAGAUGGAGACCAAACCACAGAGUACAUGGAGACAGAGACGGGACUCUUAGGGAGAAAGGCUCCCCCCGGCUAUAAGCCUGCUAAAAAAGCGCAGCAGGAAGCUGCGGCCGCGGCGGAUCUGAGGCAGAAAGAGGAGAAGCCAGAGCUUCGUAAUGAUCAAAGCAGCGUCUUCAUCAGCAACCUUGCUUACACGCUAGUGGAGCCAGAGGCAAAGCUCAGGACGCUGUUUGAGACGUGCGGCCCCAUCUCACAGGUCCGCCUCGUCUUCGGCAGCAAAGGCGGGUUCAAAGGUUACGGCUAUGUACAGUUUGAGUCCACAGUGUCGGUCCCUGAAGCCCUGAAGCUGGACAGACGAGAGGUGGAGGGCAGGCCCAUGUUUGUGUCGCCUUGUGUGGAUAAAAACAAAAACCCUGAGUUUAAGGUGUUCAAAUACAACACAUCUAUAGAGAAACACAAAAUCUUCAUCUCGGGGCUGCCGUUCUCCUGCACUAAAGAGCAAUUGGAGGAAAUGUGCAAAGGCCACGGCGACAUCAAAGAAGUCCGCCUGGUCACAUAUCGCUCAGGAAAACCCAAGGGUCUGGCAUAUGUGGAGUUUGCAGAUGAAACCCAGGCGUCUCAGGCAGUCCUGAAAAUGGACGGUAUGGAAAUAGAGGACAACAAGAUCACUGUUGCUAUAAGUAAUCCUCCUCGCAGAAACAUGAUGGAUGCACCUGGUUCCAGUAAACCUACAAACCUGAUGCCUCGCCAGGUCUAUGGAUCGAGAGGAAAAGGACGCACCCAGCUGUCGUUGCUCCCUCGUUCCCUGCAUCGGCAAAGUGAAUCUGUUAGCAAAGUGGAGAACGGAGCCGCCUCCGAGCAGGUGCUGGCAACCGGCAGUGCAUCGAAGAACGCGGCCGCAGAGGCGAAAUCUUUGUCAAAUUCAGACUUUGCCAAGAUGCUCCUCAAUAAGUGAGAGGAGGGAGCGAGAGAGUCGAGACUGCCUUCACACUGAAAACCAUCAUGUGUCCUUAUAAAUUAGUGUUGGUGAUUUUUUCUGUAAUUGUGUACCUGACUUCCCUUUAAUAUCAGCCCCGUUCUCAUCGUGUGUUCUGCGAGAUUGCCUUAAUCACAGAGCUCCUGUCCUCCAUCACAAACCCUUUUCAACUAAGACAUUUCACCAGUGUGACAGAUAGUUAUUGGUGGGAGUGUUUGAAUGAGGCUGGUUGGGCCAUUUUAUAAGAAAAAAAAAAAAGUGUAUCAUAUUUGUGUAAAUACACUGUAUGUUUUGUAAGCCUUGUGUUUUGAGGUGUCUUUUGUUGUGUUAAUGUGAAGGAGAUUUGACAGAAGCAGAUGGGAAGACUAUUUUUUUUAAAUAUUCAGAACAGCCAAACUUGUGAAUGUUGUUCUAAAUAGGGAAUAUGCAAAUUUAAUAUGUUUAAAAUAGCUGCUGUGUGUGUGUGUGUGUGUGUGUGUGUGUGUGUGUGGGCAUAAACACUGACCUUGUCAGGACCAGUAAUCCUGGAGACCAAAUCCUGGUCCUAAUGAAGCAGAAUAUCAUUUCUGAGGAAGUUUUGGGCACAUUUUUGAUGGGGAGUUAAGGUAAGGGUUGGGCAUUAACUGGUUAAGUUUAGGCGUAAAGAAAAAAUAUCCCUGUGUGUGUGCAGAUGUGUUUGUGUGCGCGCCACCGUAAGGAUAUUCUCCAGAUGUUUUUAGGGAGCCGACUUUAGUGGUGUAACUUAUUUUAACCUCUGAGGACACACUUUUUUUUUUAAAGAGCAAAGAUAUGUUUCUGAAUAAACCACAAUGAUGUUUGACCAUCUUUGAUUUACCUUUUACCAGUAACCAGCAAAUAAUUAGUCAGUGGACUUUGCCUGAGCUUGACAGCAUGUCCUCUCACCACAAAAACUACCCUCAUGUCAUGUCACCCUGUGAACGCUCGAUGUUGUGUUAAGCGUAUUUGUCAUAUUUAUGUCAUCACUGACGGCAUGACCUGUCCAUCCUGGAUAAACUCACCCAUCAUCAAAUCCCAUUUAUACACAUGUCUGACUGACUUCCAUUGAGAGGUAUUGGGAGUUAAAUGAAUCCUGAUGUUUCCACCUUUUUGAAAUUCAAAGAGCACUGAAAUUUUUUUUUAACUGGUUGCUUUGGUUGUAGGACACAUUUACGACUUAAUGUGUCCAUUUCCGCUGGUUCUGAUCCUCAGAUUCACACAAAAAUUAUGGCCAGACUGUUGAUCUAGGUAAUCAUUUGAGGAAAGGCACAGUUUUCUCAGUUUUACAAACAAUUAGUUGAAGAAAAUAACCCGCAGAUUGUAACGGACAUUAGGUUCUUGCAUUGAAGAGGUCAUUUUAGCUUUUGAGUGAGAUCGUGCCACCCAACUAAAUGGCUUCUGCCAUCGCCUACACAUAUUUAGGUCUGAAGCUCUUUAUUCAUCACAGGAGAAGAGAAUCUAUGCAGUGUUUAAUUUCCGUUUUCCCAUGUGUCAAAACACUUGUCGGUUCCACUUGCCUCACUAGGAUAGUAAUGACUGUUCAAUGUCAUCAUUUCCAAAAGGUUACUAUAGUUUGUAAUAAUAUAAAUCUAAGUUUUCAGAACAGAUGGAAUACAAGCUAUAUGUAAUGCUCUCACCAAAGUGGCCUAAUGUUAAAUAAACGCCUAAAUAUGUUGGUCUCUUGAA
Messenger RNA from Solea solea (common sole), 4613 nucleotides. RefSeq names its product spliceosome associated factor 3, U4/U6 recycling protein (gene sart3). The coding region runs from base 75 to 2909 and encodes 944 amino acids. Lineage: Eukaryota; Metazoa; Chordata; Actinopteri; Pleuronectiformes; Soleidae. The record is from RefSeq and is a predicted model, not a curated record. Gene Ontology annotation, molecular function: protein binding; RNA binding. Gene Ontology annotation, biological process: RNA processing. The transcript has 19 exons.